AUGUUUAUGCCUGAACAUCUUUCUGGAACCGGCGAAUGUAUGGAAUCCACUGGAGUUAAUGUAAGUUUAUAUAUUUUAUAUGGAAUGGGAUGAAAUUAGACAUUAUUUUUGCAGAAUUUUAUUCCUGGAACACUCUACACGGAAGAGGAUAGAGAUUCACUUGAUUAUUGGCUUUUCUCUGGCAAAUUUGGAGCGGUUAGUUGAAAUUCAUGAAGCACGAUUGAAAUAUCAACAAAUAAAAAUGCAUUUUCAGGAUCGAGAAGAUUCAAAGUUUGAAACCGAUCCGAUUAAGCAAAUCAAAAUGUUGAGAGAAGAACUUGGUAUGUUUUUUUAGGGAGCGGGUGAGAUUUUGCGUAGAGAUAGGGGAAGUUGAGCUCAUGAAUGUGGGCUCAAAAACUCUGGAAUUUUUCUGUUGAAUAAGCAAAAGUGGUGGAUUUAGUGGCGAUUUUUGAGGGCGAAAUCUUGUUGAUCUGAGCAAUGUUGCUGGAUAUUCAAAGAGCAAUUAGGGCCGAAUAAUGAGCCUAAAAUGCUAAAAAAUGGUUUCAUAAUGAUAUUUUUAUACUGAAUUUAUAGUGAACUUUUUGGGCAGGGUGAUAUGGAUCCCGUAGAGAAUCUAAAAGUCAAAACCAAGUUCAGAAAAUUCCACGUCCACCAAAAAUCUCAACAUUUUUCCAGACACAAUUGGCAACAUACUUCAUCACCUUCAAAUCGAAAACGAUUCACGUGACCAAAGAGAAAAGGUACAUUUUUUCACCCUUUAAAAAUCAAUAAUUUACAUUUUCCAGUACAUAAUAUUUGGUUUGGUUGGUGUUGCUUCACUGGUCCUCGUCUCAUUCUUCAAGCGUUAA
Caenorhabditis angaria is the source of this 848-nucleotide messenger RNA. The record is from the annotation of a GenBank genome assembly. Lineage: Eukaryota; Metazoa; Nematoda; Chromadorea; Rhabditida; Rhabditidae.